AUGUCGUCGGAUGAAGAAAGCGUUGAGGACGAAGGAGUCCCCUAUUUAGGAGAAUAUGAAGGUGAUCGAAAUGAAGAAGAGGAAAGACAUGGAAAAGGAAAAGCUAAGCUGCCUAAUGGCGAUGUAUAUGAAGGAGAAUAUUCACAUGGCAAGAGACACGGCCAGGGAACAUACAAGUGAGAUCUUUUUUAUUAUUAUUUAAUUGAAAAACAGUAAGUUAUAGAGACAACUUUAGUCGGAAAAUGAUAAUCUGGGUGACCUUUGAAAAUUGAAAGCCAGCUACUUCAAAUUUCGCGGUCAUCAAGCUACAAUGAGAUUCUUCUGCAAUGUCCUCUCUCCUUGAUAAAAUUCCUUUCACGUUUAGAUGCCGUUUAAGCGCUUAAUUCUAAUUAGGUAAUUCUUAUUGCCGAUUUUAGAUUUCAAAACGGAGCAAGAUAUACUGGAAGCUACAUGAACGGUAUAAAACACGGCGAGGGAACAUUCCUGUAUCCUGAUGGCUCCAAAUAUGAAGGGUACUGGCUUAAUGAUGUCCGUCAUGGCCGCGGGAAAUACACUUACCCGAACGGGGACAUUUACGAGGGGGAGUGGGCCGACAACCAGCGUCACGGUCAAGGGGAGUACACGUACGUGGAGACCGGGUCUAAAUACCGGGGGAUGUGGGUCCAUGGGAAAAUGGACGAAGUCGGGGAAUUGAUUCAUGCUAACCAUCGGUAUUCCGGGGGAUUUUUGCAGGAUAAACCCAGCGGAAAAGGUAAAUAUGUGUUUGAUCACGGCUGCGAGAUGCGGGGGAGAUAUGAACUGGUUGAAGUUGUUCUUGAGCCUGACAACGAGGAAGAGGAAGCCAUCACUGUUGUUGAACCAAAGUGGAAAAUAGAGGAACUUGUACCACUGGAUUGAAAAUUAAGCGCAGGUUUUAGUUGAUCGAAGGAAGAAUGCGAGAAAACGUUUUAACAUUUCAUACAGGCAUAUUUUGCUCACAAAGUAAUCAACCAAAAAUAAAUAGCCCUCCAAGACCCCAAAGACUUUUCAUUCAAUGUAUAUGAUAGUUUCGCAAAAAUAUCGGCCUCGUAGACAUUUAAUAGGUUUUUAAGCUUUCUCGUCAUGUAAAUCGAAAGUCUUCCAUACAAGAACGAAUAUAUCCCAUUUGAAAGGCAAAAUCCCUUGGGUGCCGUUAAAUGAUCUCAAAAGAGACAACAAAAGGACUGGCUGAAAAGGGUUUAUCUUCUACUUAUAAUAGAAAAUAGAGUUCC
This is a messenger RNA of Pocillopora meandrina, 1250 nucleotides long. The record is from the annotation of a GenBank genome assembly. Lineage: Eukaryota; Metazoa; Cnidaria; Anthozoa; Scleractinia; Pocilloporidae.